Molecule: messenger RNA, 4266 nt
Organism: Cimex lectularius (bed bug)
Lineage: Eukaryota; Metazoa; Arthropoda; Insecta; Hemiptera; Cimicidae
Product: GTP-binding protein Di-Ras2
Exons: 4
Coding region: 912-1508 (198 amino acids)
Biological process (GO): signal transduction
Cellular component (GO): plasma membrane
Molecular function (GO): GDP binding; GTP binding; GTPase activity
Source: RefSeq, a predicted model, not a curated record
AUGAUACGAUGAUAACAACAGCGCCAUUUGUAUUUCCUCCUUCUGGAAGCAAACGUAUUAAAUUUCCGAGGCCAAAAUUUUUUACAAUAGUUUUCAAUUUCAGACAAGCCAAUGCUGACAUUGACAAAAAUCUGACCAAUUCAGUCAACUCGCAUCUUACUGUCAUACUGCGAUUAAUUGCAUAUAAUAUUUUCUCGUUUCAAGCAAUCAAAAUUUCCAUUGAUGAAAAUGUUUGAAUUCGGUUAAUUUUGAACAGCCAAGACUCCGACCAAAACCUGACCAUGUUAAUCAACUCACAUAAGCAAGUCAUUAUACUACUACUAGUGGCAUUUAUAUUUUCUUCUUUUAGAAGUGAACUUGUUAUAUUGCUGAAGCUAAAAUAGCGGUAUUCUUUUUAUUUUGGACAGCCAAUACUGACAAUGACCAAAAUCUGACCUAUUGGUAAAGUCAACUCGCAUAAAUAUGUCUUACUAUGCGAUUAAGGACAUAUCAGAUUUCUUUCUUCCAAUUAAUGGAAAUUUCUUUUGAUGAAAUGAUUGGAUUCGGUUAAUUUUGGACAGCCAAUACUGGCCAAGGCUAAAAUUUGACGAAACUGAUAAAAGAAGGACGUUGAAAUUACUCAGAAUUGGGAGAUCUUCGGGUUCGGAUUUUUUUUCAGCUACGGUUGGAAAUCCCGCCAUUCCAGGGUGAAAAUCGAUCGUAGGGGGCCCCCGUUGGCAGCCCUGGGAUUUGGUGAAGAUGGCGCAGGGCCACCGAGCCGGACCACGAACCCUCAGACAGCGAGCCACAACUACUGACAUCGUUAUGCGUCUCAACUGAAAAAGUAAGGCAGACGAACCACGUCCUAAACGAGACGCGAGCCCACCGGCCACGUCGGCAUCCAACGAACUAGUCCACUACGACAACAGGAAAUGCCAGAACAGAGCAACGAUUACAGGGUGGUGGUGUUCGGCGCAGGAGGCGUCGGAAAAUCCUCCCUUGUGCUUCGAUUCGUCAAAGGAACAUUCAGGGAAAGCUAUAUCCCGACUAUCGAGGAUACGUACAGACAAGUGAUCAGCUGCAAUAAGAACAUCUGCACCCUCCAGAUCACGGACACGACAGGCAGCCACCAGUUCCCAGCGAUGCAGAGGUUGUCUAUAUCUAAAGGGCACGCAUUCAUCCUCGUCUACUCGUGCACGUCGAGGCAGUCGCUCGAGGAGCUACGGCCCAUCUGGGACGUCAUUAGGGAGACGAAAGGCGCCGACCUCGCGUCCAUACCCGUCAUGCUUGUCGGGAACAAGUGCGACGAGUCGGAGACGAGGGAGGUCUCCAGCGAAGAUGGAGAGAACGAGGCCAAGGCCUGGGGAUGCCACUUUAUGGAGACCUCCGCCAAAACGAACCACAACGUCAAGGAACUCUUUCAGGAGUUGCUGAACCUCGAGAAGAACCGCAACAUCUCGCUGCAGCUCGAGAAGAAGGGCCAGCUCAAAGGGACGAAGAAGAUCAGAGAGAAGUGCCGGCUCAUGUAGUUUUUCAGAGCCCGUGAGGUCUCGCCAACACCUGUGAUAGAAUUGAAUAUAUAUAUAUACAUAAACAAAAAAAAAUCUACAAAACAAAAAAAUCCAAAAAAAAACAACAACAGACAAACAGGCCGAACCCUGCAUAUCUAUUAAUAAGACUUCUCUUUUCACCACGAACAUUUUUCACACGAUUAGAAAUUUUUUUCUUUUGGUCGUACACCUAAAAUCUCAUCCAAAAACUAUUGAACAAUUGAAUCAGGCUGUUAGGUCGUAAAAGUCUGUAAAGCAAGAAUAAAUUUAACGUAAAGGACGAAAAGACCUGUAGUAACAAAGAAAACUCGAGAUCUUCCAUCCGCAAACAUUCUCUACUUUUUGAUCAUUCAAAAUAAAACUUCAAAUCCCACAAAAAACUACAACAAUCAAAAGAGAAAAUUAAAAAGUUCGGUCUUUGUGUUAAAAAAACCAAGUUCACAGACAACGAAAUUUAAAAAUUGAAUGCGCCAAGAUAUAUUUUGCGUGGAUUUUUUUGGUCUUUUUUUUGGACGAUGGGUCAAUACUGUGAUAAAAUUGGGGAGUAGCGACGGUUGGCACUUUUCAUUUCUCUUCAAAAGAGGGGAAAUUUCGGGGCGCUGAUUUUUUUUCUCUCUUUUUUCGCGUACCGGUAAUCUUUCUAAGCCGUUGGGAAUUGCAUCUAAAAUUGGUUAAGUUUCAAGGCUUAAUAUUUGGUAUGUUUUAUUCAAAUACGAUAGGACUUAACCUUAUAAAACUGUAAUGUAAUAUAACACUGAAAUACCCAGUUCAAAUUAUCAGAUAAUGAUAUGGCCUUAGAUACGCUCAAAAUUUGGUCAAGUAGUUUCAAAUCCUGGGACUUAAUAAUCGACAUGUUUUGCUAUAAUUAGACAGGACUUGACGUUAUAGAACUAUAAUGUAAUAGACCACUGAAAUAACUAGUUCAAAUUAACACAUAAUAUUAGGUAGGCUCAAAAUUUGGUCCAGUAGUGUGAACUCCUGGGGCUUAAUACUUGACAAGAUUUACUUUAAUACGACAGGACUUGAUCUUAUAAAACUAUAUACAGUUUAACUAUUAAAUACACAAGUCUGCGUUAACAGAUAAUGCUAUAGCCUUAGAUAGACUGAAAAUUUGGUCAAGUAGUUUGAAGUCCUGGGGCUUACUACUUGACCAGAUUUACUUUAAUACGACAGGACUUGACAUUAUAAAACUAAAACGUAAUCUAACUCUGAGAUACCCAGUUCAAAUUAAGCGAUAACGAUAUAGCCCUAGAUAGGCUCAAACAGUAGUCAAGUAGUUUGAAGUCCUGGGGCUUAAUAUUUGACAAGAUUUACUUUAAUAUGAUAGGACUUGACCUAAUAAGACUACAAUGUUGUAUAACUCUCCAAACCAUUAUAACAACAUGAAAGUAAACGGGUCGUUAUUUGGGCCAAUUAGACCAAAGCAGUCGGUCUUUACAAAAAUGACCAUUUCAGGUUUUAAUAAAUUCUAAUCGGCAGUAUUGCCGAUUAGAAUAGUCCGAUGCGACCAGUUUACGUACUGCAACAAAUAGAUCUUGUAUUGAAGACAUGACAACGAAUAGACUUUUACUUUGGUUGAUGGAAGCUACAAGGUUUUUCGAGUCAAUAUUCCAUUAAAUCGAUAAUAAUCGAUUAUUUAAAACUAAAAAUUGAUCAAUUAGACUCUUGCAGCGGAUAAGUUUCGGUCGUAUGAUAUGGCCUCAUGUAGGCCCAAACUUUGGGAAUGUAGUUCAAAGCUUCUGGUCGUCACAUUCGACCCGUUCUACUUUAAAUCGAUAUUGAUCGAUGUUCUCGAUCUCCGACUAGAAACGAGUCCGUAUCGUGCAAAAACGGACGGCGUAUAGAACCGAAACACUUAGAGCCACCGGACGACCCGACAGCACUAGGUGUUUAUUGUCUCUGUCUUUCGAUCUAUUUCAAGUCGCAGGUUUUUAACGAAGGGCACGCGCGCCUUGCCAUAAAAUUGUUCGAUUAUGCUCUGUAAUUUUUUUAAAAAUUUUAUUUUAAAUUUUAUUUUAUGACAAUUCCCAGUCGGCUGACUUUUUAUUUAUUAAACGAAAUAGAAUAAAAGGGAAACACUGCCGUCCCAGUUGCUUAAGAAACACAAUGAAAACGAAGAAACACCGGCAAUAGAAGAAAAAUCUCGCACAACUCGAUGUACAAAAAGAAAUAACCCUAAUAAAAUUUAAAAAAUAUAUACAUAUAUAAAUAUAUAUAUGAUAAAUGUGUAAAGAAAAAUUAUAUAUUUAAAAAUGAAAAUUUAAAUUAAAUAAUAGUGAUUAAAAAAAUAAUAAUUAAUGAUUAAAAAAAAGAAAUGAAAAAACUAGUAGCAACGAAUCUUUUUCUCCAUGGAUUUUUUUACUAUUUUUUGUCCCUCUUUAAUUAAUAAUAAAUUAAUUAUUAACGAAGGGAAAUAUUAAGAAACAACUAGAUGAACGCUUUUAUAGGGGCAUGAUUAAAAAAAAGCCUUUUUAGAAAAAGAAGCCGGGGGGUUUUUUAAUAAGGUUUUCUCUCUCACUCUUUCUCUUUAUCUCUCCUCUUCUCUCUUUCUCUAUCUUGUGCUUGUAAAAAUUAAUUAAUCUUUCUCCGCUUGGCAAGACACAUAUCAAAGGAAAUUUAAAAAAAAAUUAAUGUGUAUAAUUUUUUCUAUUGGAUUUAUAGUAGAAGAUUUAGACAUGUUCUUUUUAUAAAAUAAUUAUUUUUCUUGUAUAUAUUUUUUCUUUACUUUAAUUUAUUU